AUGCUCGAUAGCCGUACAGCCGGCAAACUGAGCACAAGAUCAUUCUUCUACUAUGGAGGGGCCACAAUUCAUGCAGUGCUCCUGGGAAUUGUCAUUGCAACAGUGAUUCACCCUGGUGAUCCCACAAUUAAAGAAGGAUUGAAGGCCAAAGGAACGGAGACGUCACAAGGAAGAAUUUUCGACAAGGUAGGAGACGUUCUAAGGAACAUGUUCACGGAAAACCUCGUUCGAUCGAUGUUUCAACAACAGCAAACUAUCCUCAAAUUAGUAGAAUCAAACGAGACGGUAGAGGCAACUCGUGCGCUCAUAUGGACGGAUGGAAUGAACGUGAUCGGUAUCACUGUUUUUUCAACCGCUCUCGGUGUGGUGAUCUCUGCAUGCGGAUGUGAGGCACGUCCGCUUGCCGAGCUUUUCAAGGCCCUCGAUGUCGUUAUAACUCGCUUCAUGGCAGCCAUUAUGUGGCUUGGCCCGAUUGGCAUCCCAUCACUGAUUGCACAGAAAAUGCUUCACGUGAAAGAUCUUGUAGGUACAUUCCGCAUGCUGGGAUGCUUCAUCUUUACUGUAAUUCUCGGGUUGUCCAUCGUGUCGCUCGUCACACUGCCUUUAACUUACGCAGCAGUGACGCGAAGGAACCCCUACAAGUUCAUAAGAGAGCUGAGCAGAGCGUUACUGCAGGGGAUUGCCACAUCUUCAAGCGCGGCCAGCUUGCCGGUGACUUUCGAGUGUGUACGGGACUUGAAUCUGGAUCCCCGAGUGGCUAAAUUUGUAUUGACCGUUGGAACAAUUCUGGCAACGAUUGGCACGGCUCUCUUCCAAGCGGUCUCUCCGAUCUUCAUUGCUCAGAUGAACGAUAUCACUCUCGACUUGGGACAAUAUGUCACGCUAUGUGUAACGGCAUGCUUGGCCUCCGCUGGAGCAGCAACUGUGCCGAGCUCUGCUCUGGUCACCAUGAUCAUUGUCUUAUCGGCUCUUGGACUACCAAUUGAUGAUAUAUCGCUCAUCUUCACUGUUGACUGGUUACUGGAUCGUUUCCGUACAUGCACCAAUAUUGUAGCAGCCUCGCUUGGAUGCGGCAUUGUGGAUCACUUAAGCAAAGAUGAUUUGAACAAUCUCGAUACAGUGGCAGAGACUGUAUCGGCAGCAUCAAUAGUAAGUGCUACCGCUGUGCGACUUUCGAUUGAACAAAAAUUUCAGUAUUUGCAGGAUGUAUACGUGCCCUCUUCUGGAAAAGCUCUAGAUCCAUAA
Molecule: messenger RNA, 1245 nt
Organism: Haemonchus placei
Lineage: Eukaryota; Metazoa; Nematoda; Chromadorea; Rhabditida; Trichostrongylidae
Source: the annotation of a GenBank genome assembly